Molecule: messenger RNA, 1107 nt
Organism: Hansenula ciferrii
Lineage: Eukaryota; Fungi; Ascomycota; Saccharomycetes; Phaffomycetales; Wickerhamomycetaceae
Gene: PPX1
Product: exopolyphosphatase
Exons: 2
Coding region: 1-1107 (368 amino acids)
Cellular component (GO): cytoplasm
Molecular function (GO): exopolyphosphatase activity
Source: RefSeq, a predicted model, not a curated record
AUGUCAUCUUUUCAUAAAAUAAACUCUGUUUUGAAAACAUUGACCCAAAAAUUUGCUCAAAAUCAUUCAAAUUAUUCAAUUGUUUCAGCUAUAACUUAUGCUUAUUUUUCAUAUCUACAUAACUCAAAUGAUUUAAUUUUACCAGUUUUAAACUUCACAAGAAAUGAAUUAAACUCAAGAAAAGAUGCUAUAUUAUUAUUAAAAAAUUAUAAAAUUGAUACUGAAAACUUAUUCUUUUCUGAUGAUUUAUCCAGAUUAUCUAGACCAGAUUUCCUUCAAGGAAUCCAUUUAGUUGAUCAUAAUACUCCACAAGGUUCAAUAAAGUCUUUAAAAGCUCCCAUUGUUGGUAUUAUAGAUCAUCAUGAAGAUGAAGGUCAAUCAUUACAAAUUAAUCCAAGAAUUAUUGAAAAAUCAGGUAGUUGUUCAAGUUUAGUUUUCAAAUAUUGGUUUGAUCAAAUUCAAGAUAAAAAUUUAAUUGAUCCUGAUGUUUUUAAAUUAUUAUUAGGUCCUCUAGUUAUUGAUACAACAAAUUUAACUUCCAAAAUUGAAUCAACUGAUCUUGAGGUUUUCAAAAUUUAUCAAGAAUAUUUAUCAGAUUUUAAUACUGAAUCAUUUUUCAGUGAUAUUAAAGAAGCUAAAAAUAAUAUUGAAGGAUUAUCUGCUCAUGAAAUAUUUGCUAAAGAUUAUAAAGAUUUUGAAGUUUUAAGUUCAAAUGACGGACAUUUAAAGAAAAAAAUUGGUGUUACAUCAAUUGUUAAACCUUUUAAAUGGUUACAAUCAAAUUUUGAAAAUUUAAAUGAAUUAUCAUCUGAAUUUCUUCAACUUGAAAAAUUAGAUUUUUUUAUAAUAAUGACUAGUUUUAUUAAUGAACAAGGUGAUUUUAAUAGAGAAUUGGGUAUUAUUUCUCAAAAUGAAUCAAAUAAUUUACUAGAAGUUCAAAUUGUUGAAUCAAUUAAAGAUAAUUUAAGCUUAGAGAAGGUUUCAAAUUCAAGUACAAGUACAAGUACAACUAGUGAACCAAUUCUUCAAAUUUUUAAUCAAAAGAAUUUAAGUGCUAGUAGAAAGCAAGUCAUUCCAGUAUUUAAGAAAUCUUUAGAAAAAUUUUAG